AUGGCUUCAUCUUCCACUUCCUCCCUCUCUCUCACCACCCCCCAUCUCACCACCCCUUCCACCACCACAACCCGCCUCUCUUCCCUCCCUUCCACCAUCUCUCUCACCCGCUCACCAACCCCCACCCGUCUCUCCCUCUCCCAAUCCCAAACCCACCUCCGCCGCACCGCAAUCAAAGCCUCCGCCGCUUCAACACUAACCACCGCGGAGUCAUCACUAGUUGAAAAAUCAGUCAACACGAUCCGGUUUCUGGCGGUUGAUUCUGUCGAAAAGGCUAAUUCGGGUCACCCGGGUUUACCCAUGGGCUGUGCUCCAAUGGGUCAUAUUCUUUACGAUGAGAUUAUGAGGUAUAACCCGAAAAACCCGUUUUGGUUUAACCGUGAUCGGUUUGUUUUGUCUGCUGGUCAUGGGUGUAUGCUUCAGUACGCUUUGCUUCAUCUUGCUGGAUACGACAGUGUUAAGGUAGAGGAUUUGAAGGAAUUUCGACAAUGGGAGAGCCGAACUCCUGGACACCCUGAGAAUUUCGAGACUCCUGGAAUUGAAGUCACUACAGGGCCCCUUGGUCAGGGAAUUGCCAAUGCCGUUGGUUUAGCCCUUGCAGAGAAGCACUUAGCUGCCAGAUUUAACAAGCCUGACAAUGAGAUUAUUGAUCAUUACACGUAUUGUAUAUUGGGCGAUGGUUGUCAAAUGGAGGGAAUUGCAAAUGAAGCUUGCUCGCUUGCAGGACACUGGGGAUUGGGGAAGUUAAUAGCCUUUUAUGACGACAAUCACAUUUCUAUUGACGGUGACACUGAAAUUGCAUUCACCGAGAGUGUUGACAAACGUUUUGAAGCACUCGGGUGGCAUGUUAUUUGGGUAAAGAAUGGAAACACCGGCUAUGAUGAAAUUCGCGCUGCCAUUAAGGAAGCAAAAGCUGUCACAGACAGACCUACAUUGAUUAAGUUCACGACAACCAUAGGUUAUGGUUCUCCGAAUAAAUCCAACUCCUACAGCGUGCAUGGAAGUGCACUUGGCGCCAAAGAAGUUGACGCCACAAGAAACAAUCUUGGAUGGCCGCAUGAGCCUUUCCAUGUGCCUGAGGAUGUCAAAAAACAUUGGAGUCGCCAUGUUCCCGAGGGUGCUGCAGUUGAGUCUAAGUGGAAUGCCAAGUUUGCCGAAUACGAAAAGAAGUACAAAGAGGAAGCUCAAGUAUUGAAAUCGAUCAUUUCUGGUGUUUUACCUACUGGUUGGGAGAAAGCACUUCCGACAUACACUCCAGAGAUCCCAGCCGAUGCAACCCGAAAUCUAUCCCAGCAAAACCUCAAUGCCCUGGCAAAGGUUCUUCCCGGUCUGCUCGGCGGCAGUGCAGAUCUUGCUUCUUCCAAUAUGACCUUGCUGAAAGCGUCUGGAAACUUCCAAAGUGAUUCUCCAGCAGAGCGUAACGUUAGAUUCGGUGUUCGAGAGCAUGGAAUGGGAGCAAUCUGCAACGGCAUUGCUCUUCACAGCCCUGGACUGAUUCCGUAUUGUGCAACCUUCUUUGUUUUCACCGACUAUAUGCGCGGUGCCAUAAGGCUUUCCGCCCUAUCUGAAGCCGGUGUUAUCUAUGUCAUGACUCAUGACUCAAUAGGACUCGGAGAGGACGGCCCAACCCAUCAGCCUAUAGAGCACCUGGCAAGUUUCCGAGCAAUGCCAAAUAUCUUGAUGCUUCGUCCCGCUGACGGUAACGAAACAGCUGGAGCAUACAGAGUCGCCGUGCUCAACCGGAAGAGACCAUCUAUUCUCGCCCUUUCUAGACAAAAACUGCCCAACCUUCUCGGAACUUCCAUUGAAGGAGUCGAAAAGGGUGGAUACAUCGUCUCAGACAACUCAACAGGAAACAAACCUGAUCUCAUUUUGAUCGGAACCGGAUCCGAAUUGGAAAUUGCUUACAAAGCUGGCGAGGAUCUAAGGAAGGAAGGAAAGACUGUCAGAGUAGUUUCCUUUGUUUCUUGGGAACUUUUCGACGAGCAAUCCAAUGCUUACAAGGAGAGUGUUCUCCCUGCGGCUGUUACGGCUAGGGUUAGCAUUGAAGCCGGAACAACAUUCGGGUGGGAGAAAAUAGUUGGAAGCAAAGGAAAAGCAAUCGGGAUCGACCGUUUCGGAGCUAGUGCUCCUGCAGGAAGAAUAUACAAAGAGUUUGGUAUCACUAAGGAGGCUGUUAUUGCUGCAGCAAAAGAGCUUAUUUAG
Lathyrus sativus (Indian pea) is the source of this 2205-nucleotide messenger RNA. The record is from the annotation of a GenBank genome assembly. Lineage: Eukaryota; Viridiplantae; Streptophyta; Magnoliopsida; Fabales; Fabaceae.